GCUCUUUGAACAGCUCUUCUUUAUUCAAAUCACCUACUAGUAGGAAGUAUUUGAUUGAUAGCCGCAGCUCUUCUACAUGUGCAUCAGCUGUGAGGAAUCCUGCUCCGCAGUCCUGCAGCCGCUUUUUGGUGCAGCUGGGAGCGUUGGUCUUUGGUGAAGGCAACUCUGUGAUCCAAAAGGCGCAGCAGCGCCUUGCUUUCGCUCGCGGAGUUCGUCCAGCUUGGUUGGAGAUAAGACCAAAGGGCCUGCAUUGACAACCUGCAGCCUUAUUUCUUAGUACUCAUGAGCACUCUGAGCUCAGAGUCUCAGCUCUCAUGCACUGCUUUUCAAUUCAUCCCUUGACAUGAGAUCUGGAAGCUAGAGUACAAUCUACUCUCAGUACAUCACACCACCUGCAAUCGCUAACUUGAAGCUCUAACGUUCGUGUCCAUCAGAGAGUCAAGAACAAGCCAGAAACUGUGAGCUUCUUUUUGACACCAUGGCUGGCGAUGGGUCCGAGCCAGGGGUGUCCACGAAACGGUUUGGACGGAGGAGCAUAACAGGCAUGCUAGCAGCAGCCAACACUGCGGCAGAUGCAGAAUCCCCUACAGGGAGGGGGGCAGAAGCAUCGGCUGCCCCUCCGCCAACUUCAAAGUCGGGCUGGGGAGUUGACACAGUCAAGACCGACGCUUCGGUUGCCAGCGCCGCAGCAGAACACCGUCGGAGGAGAAAUCUUUCAGAAACAGAAGAGUCCAAAGGGCCCGAUCGGAGUCGGCACAAUGCAGAAAUGGAGGAUGAGGUGCAGGAGAUUGCCACUCUCGACGCGGACGAGACUGAAAACUCGAGCUCGCAGGUGGCGGCGCCUCCCAAGCAGUCAGGCCUGAGGGUGCAAACCAUCCGAGAACUAGAUCGGAGUGCUCACUACUCUCUGCCCUCCACGUCGGAUACCGGGAUCGAUCUGAGUCUUCUCACGUCCGUCCUCUGUCCACCGGCUCAGGUUGCAGAGGAGGACACGGUUUGGACGGCGGAGUUUCUCUUGACGGAGCUGCAACUCGAGUCAAACGCCGAGACGGACGGAAACGCCACUCCUGAACGCGAUGAAAAGCAGCCGGCACAAAACGGGCUCGCAGGCAGUAGAGGAAACAGCGGGCGCAUCAGCCUUGCUACAAGCUUGAAGCUGUGAUUGGGCGCCAUCCUCCUUUAAGACGACCAGCUACGUUGAGUGCUGCGAAGCGUUGAAAGGUCCAGCAGAAUAAGUGCCAUCUUAAGACGGAAGCAUGGAGCACUUUGUAGCAUGUAAGAUCCAGUAGGCCCCAAUUACGAAUUUGAACUCUACUGAAAAGGGCCGGUGAGGCCAUAUUGUGAUCCGCUGCUCCAUGUGAGUCGCUGCAGCUAUCCGCAACGUACUGUGGGCUCAAAGUUUCAACGCGAGUACGCUCAGGAUCCGAUCAAUUGAGCUGAUCGGAUACGGGCAAGACAGGACAACGUACGGUACUUUACAACCGAGCGCUCACUGCAAGACUAAGACAAAAGUGAGGUCAAAAGCAAUGCAAAUUGCAGCUUAAGAAAGCCCUUUUUGAGGAGAG
Klebsormidium nitens is the source of this 1565-nucleotide messenger RNA. The record is from the annotation of a GenBank genome assembly. Lineage: Eukaryota; Viridiplantae; Streptophyta; Klebsormidiophyceae; Klebsormidiales; Klebsormidiaceae.